CAAACGGGUAUGACAUACACAUUUUUAAAAGCGUACUUUGAUGAUAACAACAAAAUUUUGUUACAAGCAGAUAAACCAGUUUACCUCUGUCAGUACUGUUUUGUUUUAUCAUACUUUAUCUAAAUACAAGAUAUGAAGUUAAAUUUAACAUUGAUAUCUAUUAGAUUAUUUCUCCACAAAUAUGGCGGAAAGUGGGAGUAAACCUGAAAUUCAAACAGGAAAAGAGACAGAUACCUUGACUCAGGAUAUAGAAGAACAAGGAUCGAGUCAGCUCAAGGCGAGAAAAGACAGAAAAGUUAGUGUUGAGUGCUUCAAGCACGAUGGAAAACCAAUUGAUGUAUAUUGCAAUGACCAUGACACAGUAUGCUGUUCCAUGUGUAUUGAGAGCGGACACAGGUCAUGUAAGAAUAUAAAAGCUAUUCAUGAUGUAGCUAAAAGGGAAUUGGUAACAGAAAAACUGCCAGCACUUCGUAUCAACAUACAGGGUGACCAAAAAGAACUGCUUGCUAAAAAGAGCACGAAACAAGCAGUAUUAGUAAGUCUUUAUCAAACAAAAGAUGUCAUACAGAGGGAAAUACGAGGUUUCAGAAUGAGAAUAAAUGACCGUUUGGAGAAAAUAGAAAAGGAUAGUACAGGUGAAGCUGAUGAUAUUUUCAAAUGGAGACUACAGCAGGUGCUAUCUGAAAUUAAAGAUAUUGAUAAUACUCUAACACAUUUAGAUAGAAGCCAUGAACAAAUUACACAAGCUAAGGUCGAAAGCGGCGUUAUUGAUGCAUUUAUUCAUUUGAAAAUAGCUAACGAAUGCCGGAAUGAAAUCGAUGCACUGGAGAAAAAAAUGGGAAAUUAUUGCGAAGAAUUCAGUCUGAAGUUUUAUCCUAAUCAGAAAAUGGAAAGAUGCCUGGAAAAACUCGGACAUAUCGGCCAAUUCAGAGAAAUAUCAACUGCUAUAUGGCAUGCUGAUGUAAACGUAAAAGUUCCGGACGACGCCUUUCCGUGUGAAGUUAGUGGUUUUUCGCAAACCAACGACGGAAGUAUUUAUAUAACAGAUUACGUCAAUAUGCGUUUGAAGAAAAUGCAAAUAUCGGGAGAAUCAUACAGCAUUACAAACACCUUGGAUUUGCCAUCAUUUCCCUGGGGAAUUUGUCAAAUAGAUGAAAGAAGGCUUAUGGUGACUUUGAAACAAGCAAGCACUGUUCUCAUAAUCUCUUUAGAUGAACCUUUGUCAGUGGAAAGUCAUUUCGAUGCUGGGGAUAAAAUUCGGGGGAUAGCGUAUUUUGAUGGAAGCGUUUAUGUGUGCUGUGGUGGUUCCAAGAUCUACAAUGAAGGUGUCGGUCGUUUGGAAGUAUACGGUAUAAAUGGAAAAAUACUGAGAGCCUAUUUUGAACAUUUUUCAUGCCCAAGUGAUAUAAAAAUAUCAGAAACGGGGACAGAAAUAUAUGUCUCAGAUGCAUAUAACGGGAUGAUUGUCGUCGACAACGACGGGCAUUUGCUUUACAAAAUCGACCUGCCAGAGCUUGAUGUCCUUUGUGGGGUAUGUAAGAUUGGAAGCGACAAGUCAUGUAUCGCAGGAUUCAAAUCCAACAAUAUCGUACUUGUCAAUGAACAAAACCUCAGAUACAACGAAAUACUUGGCAUCACCGACGGAAUAGAGCUUCCGAAAGGAUUACACUACGAUGAAAAGAAGUCCAUCUUAUUUGUUUCUAUGGGGAGAUCAGAUUUGAUCAAACUCUUUAAACUUGAAUAAUAGAUAACCCCAGGACAUAUGUGCUGUUUUUACAACCCAAAUGUUCUUGCAUACGUAUACAAUGCACAUAAUGUAGUGUGAUUAUAUUGAGCAAAAUAUGUAACUGAGAAAAUGCCUAUGUUGUAAAUUAAUGUGUACAUAGAUAUGAAAACUCUACACAGCGCAAUGGCAUCAUAAAUGUAUUACAUCGAGUUUAUACUGCAAGCACUUUGGUUGAAUUUGACAUAAAUGAAUAUAUAAAUCAUUAUAUAAAUUUUAUUAUACGAUAUAUCCUGUCACUUCGAUUCUUCAGUAUAAAUGAUUGUAGAUUUAAGAUUAAUUUUAUUUAAUAUGUGUAUCAUCGAUACAUGUAAAUAAAAUAAAAAGUUAAUAGAAUAUUGCACGACUUGCAUGC
Molecule: messenger RNA, 2138 nt
Organism: Mercenaria mercenaria
Lineage: Eukaryota; Metazoa; Mollusca; Bivalvia; Venerida; Veneridae
Exons: 2
Coding region: 182-1744 (520 amino acids)
Molecular function (GO): zinc ion binding
Source: RefSeq, a predicted model, not a curated record